Oncorhynchus kisutch (coho salmon) is the source of this 3362-nucleotide messenger RNA. It is a transcript of the gene slc39a7, whose product is annotated as solute carrier family 39 member 7. Gene Ontology annotation, molecular function: zinc ion transmembrane transporter activity. The transcript is spliced from 8 exons. The record is from RefSeq and is a predicted model, not a curated record. Lineage: Eukaryota; Metazoa; Chordata; Actinopteri; Salmoniformes; Salmonidae. Gene Ontology annotation, cellular component: membrane. The coding region runs from base 154 to 1578 and encodes 474 amino acids. Gene Ontology annotation, biological process: intracellular zinc ion homeostasis; zinc ion transmembrane transport.
GAGGUUUCUAUUCAUUUGACUAAAUGCCACGUCUGAGAACGAAUACACACUUUUGAGAUCUUCUGUUGGGAAUAAUUUAUCUGAUAAACCGUUAUCACUGACCCGCAACAUUGCAGACUGCCUAUCCGUGCAUAAUUACAGCAGACUGGUGAGAUGAUGGCCCAUGGACGUCUGCUAGCACUGUUCACAGGAGCGGUGCUGUUGCUAGCCGCCCAGCUAACUGUUGCUCACAGUCACUCUCAUGACCAUGGGCAUGCACAUUCGCAUGGGGGUGGCGGUUGCCAUGGUCAUUCCCAUGGCGGUCAGAAGCUGCACCAGGGGGCGAGUAAGUGGAGUGCUGAGGCCAACCUGCCCCCAGCAGAGGAGUCGCACCACGGUCACGGACAUGAUCACUCACAUGACCACGCCCAUGACCAUGGUCAUGCUCACAGACAUGACCACGCCCAUGACCAUGGUCAUGCUCACGGACAUGACCACGCCCAUGACCAUGGUCAUGCUCACGGACAUGACCACGCCCAUGACCAUGGUCAUGCUCAUGAGCACAAGGAGGAGAGUGGACACGGGCACACCCAAGGAGGGGAGAGGGUGAAGAGGCAGGUGGAGGGAGAGAAGAGGGACAUAGUGGAGCUCUGGAUGCAGGCCAUCGGUGCCACUCUGCUGAUCAGUGCUGCUCCCUUCCUCAUCCUUUUCCUGAUCCCGGUCCAGUCCAAUACAGACCAGCACCAGAACCUCUUGAAGGUGCUGCUGAGCUUCGCCUCUGGUGGCCUGCUGGGAGACGCCUUUCUGCACCUCAUCCCUCACGCCCUGGAGCCUCACUCUAACCAUGGAGAUGAGGGACAAGGCCACUCUGACAGUGAAGAAUCACAGUAUCAUGGCCACUCACAUGGUGCUGCCCAUGGUCACAUGAUGUCAGUAGGGCUGUGGGUUCUCGGUGGAAUCGUGGCCUUCCUGGUGGUGGAGAAAUUUGUUCGCCUGCUGAAGGGUGGACAUGGACACUCCCACUCUCAGGCUGCUCCUAAAGCAAAGGAGAGUGACGGGGAGAAAAAGAAGAAGAAUGAGGGUGAGAAAGAUUUAAAAGAAAACAAAGAUGAGAAGACUCCAAAAGAAGUGGAGGAGAAAACUACAGAUAUCAAGGUGUCGGGCUACCUGAACCUGGCUGCUGACUUCACACACAAUUUCACUGACGGGCUGGCCAUCGGGGCAUCGUUCCUGGUGGGCCCAGCAGUAGGCACAGUCACCACUCUCACCAUCCUGCUGCACGAGGUGCCCCACGAGAUUGGAGACUUUGCCAUCCUGGUCCAGUCUGGCUGCACCAAGAAGAAGGCUAUGUGUCUACAGCUGCUGACAGCCUUGGGGGCUCUUGCCGGCACAGCCUGCUCCCUAUUGGCUGAGGGGGUGGGUGCGGCCGCCACAGCCUGGAUCCUACCAUUCACUGCGGGUGGCUUUGUGUACAUUGCCACGGUGACGGUUCUGCCUGAGCUGCUGGUUGGCCGCUCCAGUCUGGGCCAAUCAGUGAUGGAGAUCCUAGCGAUGCUGGUGGGAAUUUACAUGAUGGUGCUAAUCGCAGAGUAUGAGUGAGACAGCGAGUCAUCAAAAAGUAAGGGCGGUAGAGGGAGGGAGGGAUUUAGAGGAGGAGCAGAAACCGAAUGUGAGAGAUGGAUUUAUACAAUUGGAGGGAAAGAUACUGAUGGAGUUUAAAGGAGAGGGUGAGAAGAUAAGUGACAGACAUGGCUUUCACAGGACAGGACUAGGUUCCAAAGGGGACUUGAAUGGGGAGUAGCAUUUCACCACAAACCAUCUGCAGGAUGAUGAGCAAUAAGAUAUGUACUGUACAAAGUCCUCAUCAGCAUGUCUAAGUCAGUCUCGGUUUGAUGACCUAUCUAAGGCAAGCUACGCAAAUGACUUGGGAGUUGUAGUUCAUCGUCCAUUUAUAAUUGCAGAGUUUAUUCCCUUUUGGUCAUAAAAAGGCUAACCAAAACAGUGUCCGUUUAAGUUGCCGUGAACUAUAGUUAAAAUUAAAAUCAAGAAUUGCAAUCAUACCAAUAUGUUUAAUGCUUACUUUUGCCUUUAAUUGUACUUGCAGAGAUCACAGAUUGAACACAAUAGAACUAGACAGUAAAGUGGUUAGGGCAUUUUUUUUCAGCGUUUAUUUGGAUCCGAGUAUGUUAGUCUACAACUGGAACAUUCCAAUGAAAUGAAAAGGGCAUAAUAUUAUAACGUAUAGUCCAUAAACCAGGUCCCCAAACAGCAGCCAUCUUAGAUACUUGACAUAUAUGAGGCCAAGAGGCUCCUGAAAUGUCAUCAGCUUCUGGAAUGUGACUUAUUGGGAAACAUGAAUAAGCUGCUUUAGAUGUCUACAGCACACGGCAGUUACUGACCAAGCCACUUGUUUGUAACUGUUGGAUGCUUUCGAGUUGCAUGAAAAUCAUGAGUUGUACCAGUAUGUGACUAUCUAUUAAUUUAAUUAUUACUCAAUGGGUAAGUGAUGUAAGCUGUGCUUAGAGGACCAUUGGAGUAUGAUUAGCUUUAUAGUGAAUAAAUUGCUUUAAAUGUGCCCGUCACAUGAAUUACCUUCAUAAUGUGGAAGUACAGUAAAUUCAUGUAUUUAGGGUGGACGAGCCAUUUGGAAACUGAACCGAUUAUCCAGUGACAGGAAUUGGGGAAAUAGAUACAGUCCUUCAAAACAAAAAAUGUCUUCCACCCUAAUUCAUCUUAAUGUGUCUGGAAGGAAUGUUUGACUGAAUGAUGAAUCCUCUUCUACUUUCGUUUAGUGUUAAUAAGCUGCGGUAGCAGGUUUUGUUGAAUUGUAACAUUUAUUCAUUUUUAUUCACGUGUACUAUUCUUUUUUUUCUUGAAUGGGUGUCUGCUUUCCCUCCACUCUUGAAUAAUACAGUAGGCCUUAUGUGUCAUAAAGACAAUCAAUGCUGUAGCUGUAAUGUGGUUAGAAAGAGCUCCUUCACCCUAAACCAUUCUGUAUGUACACGACUGCAUCUCUGGGCUGAUUCCAAACCAACCCCACGCUGCUAUCCCCAUUUACCUUGUUGACUUUUUUGUUAUGUAUCUGAGAUGGUUUGUAUUGUCUAUUGUAUAGUAAGCUGCUUUACCUAGGCAUUUGUAAUAAGUAGGUUGUUUCCAUCCAAUGUAUUCCUUUACAUUGCCAGUCUUAUCAGAUGCCUUAAGUUGUCAACAUUGGCUUAUAGUUGGGUGCAAUGGCUUGAUUUGGAAUCAGAGCUUUUAAUCAGAGGGACCAAGUAAAAUGGACUAAUGUUAAUGUGGUGGGUGGGAGAUUUAGUAAGAGAGUAUGGUGGAAUUUGUGUUACUUUGUUUUCUUGACUUUUCAUUAAACAAUUAAGAUUCCCUUA